AUGCAGCAAUGCGCGUUCCCCGGUGUCGACGUCCAGGGCAACAAGGUAACGCGCAGCACCAAUCCCGGCUUCAGUUCUGAAGGUGGAACGCGCACUGCCUUCCCCCAACAAUAAUAUAGUAGGCCUACAAUAAAAUGAGCAGCGCGCACACAGGCACAGCAAACCCUUUCUCAUUUGCUGAGCUACAAUUCCGUCUGCACACGUGACACGCCCUGCUUACAAUAAAUAAACACCAAUGAAAAAAAUUGACAAAAAUUGUUCCCUCACUUCCAAAUCACUAAUAACCGAGAAAAACACCCUUAUCACAUCCACAUACAAUAACAACAUAAACUAUAUAUCGCUGAGACACAUGACAAUAAGAUCCGAAGCUUAAAAAAACUUUAACUAUAUAUUUGGGUAGGUCCGGGGGGAUGCUGCGGGCGGUGUUCCCGCGCGAGGCAACAAAUAAAUGACAGCUCGCUCCGCUCAGCGCCCUGGCUCGCGGACAGCAGCAGCAGCGUCAGUUUUUCCCCAGGACACAACAGCCAAGCCAUUUAAGUGUUUUCUCCCCAAACCACGCGCACCCUGGCUCUCCAGCCGAACCUCUAUGCAAGGCGAAACGAGCUUACCUACACAGUGAAUGAGUUUGUGUCGCCACGAGUCAAGUUCCUGCCGAAAGCCGCGCCUCUCGAUCGUGCAUUGCUGCCUUUUGCACAGACUCGCCAUUUUCUACCGGGCCCUCCCGCGGACGCGCACAUUCUGCUAGGUGCUUGUGCGCAUACGUCACCAAUACUUUUUGAGGGUUAUGGGUGGAGUAGAAAAUGUAGGGGGGACUUAUAGCUGCAGCAUCCGCUCACGGUCCCACCCACCACCACCCACCCGAAAGACCCCCCAACAUCUCAGUUCUGUUGAGAGAAUGAACGUCAGUAAUGGAAUUUAAACCUGCAACAAAAGCAUAUGGUUCAAUAAAGAAAUGUAUAGAUUGAAUUUGCAGUGUGUAGGCUAUGGUCUAAAUUUGGCAAAUGUGUGUCAAAGGGCAUCAGUGCGUUAUGAGUUUUAAUAAUGCGCAGUGGAUUGCCUAUACAUUGCAAUGGUAUUUAGAUAGAUAAUGUAUAGCCUAUGUUUUUCCAUAUAACCGUCAUAAUGAAAGAUAAAGGUAAAUGAUUACCAUAUAUUUAAUACAAGUAAACAGGAGAUAAUUAUAAUUCAGCGUUAACAUAUACAAUGGAUAUACAGGGAAGGGAGAUUUAAUCUAAUUAUUCUUCAUAUUUCUUGCUUUGUGUGUUGCUGUAUGAAAAGUGUAAUCAACUUUAUACUGAAUCGAAAUUACACUGUUCAUACCCGGUUGGCAUGGUUAUAUUCUGUUCUUUCUAUUCUAAUCUAUUCUAAUUAUUUUAUAUUCUAUUCUAAUUCAAUUUUAUUCCAUUCUAUUUUUAUUUUAUUCUAUUAUUUUCUAAUUCUUUAAUACUCUAAUUCUUAUUCUAUUCUAUUCGACCUCUGUCAAAAAAGGAAAGAAAGGGGGUUUCUAAGUUGUAAACGCAGAAUGAGUUUAUUAAAAACUGGUCAAUUUUCACAUCAAUGUUUUUUUUCUUCAGGUUUCCUUCAACUUAAUCACAUUAAUUCAAUUGCGAUCUUUAUGACUUCCUGCUUGCCAUGUGGUAUUUUUCAGGACUAAAAGAAUGUCCCCUCUACUUUGCCAUAUUGGUUUAGAUAUCAUCUGCUUGGUGACAAAACCCUCGCCACCCAUCGCAGCUGUUCUUUUGCGCUAUAUGGUCAAAUAAAUCAGAGUUUUCAAUGAAACCCGACACCAAAGUAUAAUUACCAAAUUGAUACACCAAAGUUACAUAAUAUCAUUAAAAAGCAGCCUCAAUGGCGGUUUAUAUCUCUUCAGAGACGUGGACGGCACAUAAAAGGCAAGGGCAAACGGUUUAACAAGGAGCACUCCGGCUAAUUAAACCGGCGAACUCCAUUGAAAGAGGGGUUGCCCUUCACAAAAAUGUAUUCCAUAGCUUCACUAGAGAGGCGCAGACAGCCAAUCGGAUGAGUGUUUGAAUCAAGGUCAAGUGAAAGAUGCUCAAUAGGACCGCUCCACCUUGGAAUGAUGCUGAAGCCUCUUGCCAGGAGAUGCGAGGCUACGAAAAGCUAAUUUUCACUGGAAGGUGUAGAAUCAUCCACCAACCGUUUUUCUUUCAGUGAUGUAGGAAAGGUGGAUUCUCUUGGUGUAAAAAUACCUACCAGGUAAAUUAUUUGUUUGUUUAUUCGCCCUGAUAUCGACUGUCAGCCUGUGAAUCUGGCAAUGAUGAUUUCCUCAAUGCUAUGCGCCGGAUACGUGAAAGGGAAACAUUUUAGACUGGGGAUACUCACGCUCUAUUGUAUUGAUUCCUACAUUAAGAGAAUAACAAUAUCUAUUAAUAAAUGGAUUCCUUUUCUUAUUGUUAAAGAUAUAAAAGUGUUUUGGUUUUAUUAAAAUGUACUGAUGUAACAUAUCAGUUAUAUCCAGAGGAGAAAGAAAGAGGAUGAGAAUCCUUCAAUCGUCCCUGUGUGACAGACACAGCCUAGUCUACGUCAACGAGCAAUGGAAUAUCUCGAUGGACGUUCCAUGCUUAGGCUAUAACUGUGUUCUUGAUAAUAUUAUUUCUCCCAGACCCUGCCAUCACAUCUAUAGGCUAUAGUUCGGGUAGGCCAUUCGUUCGUUCAGUAGGCUAUAGCCUGAUAAUUCCUUUUCAUUAGUUACAAAGAUAAUAAAGUCAACAUUAUUAAAAUGCCUAACGUCAUGGCGCUCAUAGGUAUAUUUUACAGUCUCUGUACUGUAUGUAGCCUACGGCAAAAUAAUGCCGAGAUCAGCUCUCUGUGUGAGUUAAUCCACGGGUUGUCCAGGCGAGCGCUUCAAGAUGUGCGUCAAAAUGUGUCUCAAUCAGUUUAGCACUAUGUGGGUGUUUGCAGAGCAAUCAUACACCCAUUAAGUUAGAGGGGCACAAAGUACAUGAGGAUCGAGGUGGCUGGGGGGUGAAGUUGGCGAAUUUUGUAUUUUUCAAACACGUGAAACAGCUUUUUGCUGCAAUCUAAAGCCAUAAUCAUUAUGCCUAAUUCUAUGUCAAAAAUAUGUCUAUUUUUCUGCAUAGGUUAUCUAAGCGUACCUCUUUACCUGUUCAAUUGUCAUUUUAAUUAAUGAUGCACUUUGAUUCUUUAAGAACUUUUAUGCCUUAGGAGUUUAGUACAACUGCCACACUGGUAUAUAGUAUCAUAACCCAAUAAUGAAUUGUGUGUGUGUGUGUGUGUGUGUGUGUUUACAACAGGACCUGUGUGAUAUGACCCUGACAAGAGGAUCCUUCACCUAUUCCAAUGGUGAAGAGUACCAUGGGGAGUGGAGGGAAGGCAAGAUCCCUCUAUCCCUUUAUCCCUUCACUCAUCCCUCUAUCCCUUUAUCCCUUCACUCAUCCCUCUAUCCCUUUAUCACUUCACUCAUCCCUCUAUCCCUCUAUCACUUUACUCAUCCCUUAAUCACUUCUUCACCCCUCUCUUUGAUGCCCUUUCAUCUUUCCAUUCUUCUGUUACUGUCCAUUCAUCCUGAAUCACAUCACCUCAUUAUUUUAUUUAUUUAUUUAUUUAUUUUCUAAAAGGAAAUAACUAGGGUGAGGAGUUUUUUGGGGUACUUUUGAUUUGAAGGCAUGUAUGGCAGAAGGAGUCUCUGGUUACCAUGGAGACAGCUUGAUUCACUGACUGAAGGUCUCUCGUCAAAGAGAUGCAUUUAUUUUGAGAGAUCUGGAAAUAUAAUUUCUACAUUCAAGACCGGAAAAACAAAUUGAUAAUAAAAUACCUUUCUUUUAGUUAUUUUUUUCUGUUACUUUCUAGCAUGUCAAGCUAACUUACAGAGAUACCUAGCUAGCUGGUUGAUGUUUUCCUUUUGCAACCAGGGUAGCGAAAAGCAACAUUCACCUCCACAAAUGCUGUUUACAUUUAUAUCCAGACUGAAUUAAGCACUUAAGGGACCUCAUGGGCUACCCUUAACUUUUUCACCUAAUUUAAUGGGGAAAUUUGCCUUAAAAUGUUUUGUGCAACUAACUUAAAGUUAAGGAAACUUUAAGGGAAAGAUGAGGGGAAAAUUAACUUAAGCUGUUUUAUGCAACCGGUCCCUGGUCCUAAUCAUAUAUCAUGGCCUGGUCCUAGAAAUAGCACAAGUAUACUGAACAAAAAUAUAAACGCAAAUCAGUCAAUUAAAAUAAAUUCAUUAGGCCCUAAUCUAUGGAUUUCACAUGACUGGGACGGGGCACAGCCAUGGGUGGGCCUGGGAGGGCCCACCCACUGGGAGGGCCCACCCACUCCCACCCACUCCCACCCACUUGGGAGCCAUGCCCACCCACUGGGGAGCCAGGCCCAGGCAAUCAGAAUGAGUGUUUCCCCACAAAGGACUUUAUUACAGACAUAAAUAUUCCUCAGUUUCAUCAGCUGUCUGAGUGGCUGGUCUCAGACAAUCCUGUAGGUGAAGAAGACGGAUGUGGAGGUCCUGGGCUGGCGUGGUUACAUGUGGUCUGCGGUUGUGAGGCUGGUUGGAUGUACUGCCAAAUUCUCUAAAACAAUGUUGAGAAAUUAAAAUUAAAUGAUCUGGCAACAGCUCUGGUGGACAUUCCUGCAGUCAGCAUGCCAAUUGCAUGCUCCCUCAAAACUUGAGACAUCUGUGGCAUUGUGUUGUGUGACAAAACAGCACAUUUUAGAGUGGCCUUUUAUUGUCCCCAGCACAAGGUGCACCUGUGUAAUGAUCAUGUUGUUUAAUCAGUGUCUUGAUAUGCCACACCUGUCAUGUGGAUGGAUUAUCUUGGCAAAGGACAAAUGCUCACUAACAGGGAUGUAAACACAUUUUGAGAGAAAUAAGCUUUUUGUGCGUAUGGAAAAUGUCUGGGAUCUUUUAUUUCAGCUCAUGAAACAUGGGACCAACACUUUACAUGUUGCGUUUAUGUUUUUGCUCGGUAUAGAUACAACAUUUAUGUACGCCAACAAUACACUUCAGACAUUAAAGUCAAGUUAGCAGGUACUUUACAUGCUCAAUUCCCUCUCUGGAUCUAUUCCUCACUGUGUCAGCCUCAGGUGUCUGGAGGUUUAUUCAAGUUUCUCUUCAAACUAAUCAAAAGUCUCAACUCAGUCCAGAUUGUUGCUUCUGAGUAGAGAGGAGUGGUAGGCUGCAGCCUAAGGGUGUGUCGUCUGUACUAAUUAUAGGUCAAAAACAAUAUCCCUAUCCACCGGCAAUUCUCUACAGACUAUAUACCAUCUGCUGUCAUAGCGACAACACAUAUACACACACACACACACACACACACACACACACACACACACACAUACAAAUACACACACUGAUGCGUUAUACCCACAUUAACGCUACACUGACUAAACCAGUAUUUGCAGUUUGACAAAAACACAAGAUGUCAUGGUAACCCCAGGGAUAAAGGAAGCCAUAAUAACUACAGAACAAGUUUGGAGCUAUUUUAGAAAAGGUUCUGUUUAACUGAUAACAUAUGGUGGCUUCAGAGAGCUCAGUUGGCGUGGCUGGUGUGUUGUUUAGUUCCCUUGUUGUAAGGGUGAUUGAUCUGUUUGUAUUGACAGGUAUAGCUAACAGGUUGAAGUGUGACACACAGGAGACAGGCUGACUGAUUACAUAUAUUUUAGCAUCUUUUAUCAUCCACCGUUCAAGUUUUUUAUUAGCUAAGAAAGAGAACUUUGAGAGAGAUGUUUGUGUGUGUGUGGGUGGGGGGUGGGGGGGUCAGUGCACUAGGACUAUUGAUUGACAUAAAAGCCGACACAUUCAGCUAAAGCUAAAUUAGCAUGGCAACCGUGGCAACCGUGACCUAACAACAAGAUUGUCCCCGACGACUCGUCGCUAAGAACCGUUCACCAGAUUAAACUCUGAACUGAUUUAUGGAAUCAAACUAGAUGAAAGGAGAGAUGGGCAGCUUGUAAGUACAGUAGAGUACACAAGCUAUUAGCUGGUCACAAGCUUGGCCUUUAAUUAGUGCUUUUAUUGUUUUAGACUGUUCUUUUUAUUUUCCACUUUUUACUGCUUCUUGUUUGCUUUGACUUAUUUUCAUUGUAUUGUUUUAAUGUUAAGUGUGUUUCUAUUUUUAAUGCACUUUAAAUACAAUUUGAUUUGAUAUGAUCGAGUACCACUACUGCUUUAGCUAAACAAGUACGGCUAAUUACUCUGUACAAUAGGGGGGAAAUAAUUAGUUGUAAUACUAGGGGGAAAUGAAUUAGUUGUAAUAGUAGGGGGAAAUUAAUUAGUUGUAAUAGUAGGGGGAAAUUAAUUAGUUGUAAUAGUUGGGGGAAAUUAAUUAGUUGUAAUACUAGGGGGAAAUUAAUUAGUUGUAAUAGUUGGGGGAAAUUAAUUAGUUGUAAUACUAGGGGGAAAUGAAUUAGUUGUAAUAGUAGGGGGAAAUGUGUGUGUAGUAGUACAUAUCUGGCUUGGAAACAACUUGUGGCAUUGAUAAUAGUUCUGUCAAACUGUCAAGUCAUUUCCCACAAAUUAGUUUUGUUCAGAAUGUGUGUUAGAGAAACAUGGGAUAGAAAUACACUUUUUUGUGUCCUUUAAGUUUUAAAUUGUUGCAAUUCCACCUCGCUUGCCUUGUGUAAGCCGACUAACGUCCUUGCUAGUCAGUGGAAGGAAUCCUCGGGAAUUGUACUUACUUAAUUCUACUUGGCUUGGACACUGAGAUUUGUGGGACACAAAUCCCCUGUCAACCCCGUACGACACACACACACACACACACACACGCACGCGCAGACACACACACAGACACACACAUUCCGGAAGGCUCUUGACUGUAUUUCAGCCAGUUAUAUUUAACUUGCCGUCCAAAUCUAUUUAAAAAAAAAACCUAACUGAGAUUAGAGAGAGGAGGUUUGCGUAGUCAUAGUGACAGAUGGCACAUCUAAUUUAGUAAAUCUACACCACUAGCUGGCAGCGCUGUGCUCUUUCAUCCCGUUCCUCUCCCUCCCUCACCCACCCCUUCCCCUCCCUCACCCUUCCCUCACCCCUCCUCAUUCCUCUCACCCCUCCUCCUCUCACCCCAUCUCCCUCACCCCCUUCCUAAAUCCUAAUACUGUGUAAUACUCAUUUAGUACACUACUACCUGGCAGGAGAAAACCACACACAUUUCCCUCACUCACCCUCACCUCCCCCUUCCUCCCUCCCCCUUCUCCCUUCCUUUCCCUCUCUCACUCUCACCUCCCCUUCCUAAAUCCUAAUCCACUGUGUUCACUUGUGUGCUCCGCUACUUUACGUUCAAACGUAUUGCUUCCUAAAUACCUACGGAGCAACGAGAAGCUCUGAACAACAUUUCACCUGACCUCAUUCAGUAGACCUCAUUCAGUAGACCUCAUUCAGUGGACCUCAUUCAGUAGACCUCAUUCAGUGGACCUCAUUCAGUGGACCUCAUUCAGUAGACCUCAUUCAGUGAACCUCAUUCAGUAGACCUCAUUCAGUGGACCUCAUUCAGUGGACCUCAUUCAGUGGACCUCAUUCAGUGGACCUCAUUCAGUAGACCUCAUUCAGUAGACCUCAUUCAGUGGACCUCAUUCAGUGGACCUCAUUCAGGAGACCUCAUUCAGUGGACCUCAUUCAGUGGACCUCAUUCAGUAGACCUCAUUCAGUGGACCUCAUUCAGUGGACCUCAUUCAGUGGACCUCAUUCAGUAGACCUUAUUCAGUGGACCUCAUUCAGUGGACCUCAUUCAGUGGACUUCAUUCAGUAGACCACAUUCAGUGGACCUCAUUCAGUGGACCUCAUUCAGUAGACCUCAUUCAGUGGACCUCAUUCAGUGGACCUCAUUCAGUAGGCUACAAUUUGGAGAAGGUUGUAGCCUACAAUACACACAGGUUUAAAAUACAAAUACAUAAAAAAUGUAGGAUUUAUUUUUGUAAAGUGUGUUGAGACUUGACUUGAAUGCCUCCUAGAGGGUAUUUGUUAAAUCUCCAUGGACUGACAGGACAAAACAUCUACAUUUUACAUUUACAUUUUAGUCAUUUAGCUUCUUCUUUUUUAACUCACUAUAUUUUUUAACUCACAUUCUUUGCUAGAAGUGACAAGGCAGCCUGUUUUUUAAGUUCCAAGUACAUUCAGAGACCCUGAGAGUGGUAUGUCUUAGAGCAAGAACAUGUUGUUAGUCCUACUUCACUGUUAAAUGACUUUUGAUCCAACUACCCAUGAAAAGUGUAACUACAUCUGUUACAGAGACCCUGAGAUGUGUGUUUGAAUAGAAAAGGCCUAGAAAUCCAAAAGCAGCAACAGUCUAGAAGUUAACAAGGACAAAGGCAAGACAGGCGACCUCUUUUCAACCUCCAAGAAAGUUCAGAAACCCUGAGAUAAGAGGUAUUCGGACCAAUACAUUUUUAUUCCUGACCCAAACACCCCAUGAAAAGUGAUGUGAGUUUGAAUAGACAGGACUGGAACUUCAAAAUAAGCUGCAUGUAUAGUCUAAAGAACAAGGACAAAAGUUGUUUGUGAGUGAGACAACAGACAGCUAGACAGACAGAUAGACAGCUAGAUAGACAGCUAGACAGACAGCUAGAUAGACAGACAGACAGCUAGACAGACAGAUAGACAGCUAGAUAGACAGCUAGACAGACAACUAGACAGACAGGUAGACAGCUAGAUAGACAGCUAGGUAGACAGCUAGACAGCUAGAUAGACAGCUAGACAGCUAGACAGACAGCUAGACAGCUAGACAGACAGCUAGACAGCUAGACAGACAGCUAGAUAGACAGCUAGAUAGACAGCUAGACAGACAACUAGACAGACAGGUAGACAGCUAGAUAGACAGCUAGACAGACAGCUAGACAGACAGCUAGACAGCUAGAUAGACAGCUAGACAGCUAGACAGACAGCUAGACAGCUAGAUAGACAGCUAGAUAGACAGCUAGACAGACAGCUAUACUAUAGAGCUGAUGGUUUCAUAUGAUCCAAUAAGCUCUUCACCUUGUAUUAACCUCUUACACGAGGCAUCUUUAUCCUUUAUCCACAUGGUGAAUUAUGAAGAAUUAUUAUAAAAAUAAGGUGGUCUUUUGAUGUCUUUCAUUGACGUUUUGGAGUGAAUCUGACAUUUUUGCUUUUUGUCCAGUUUGGGAUUUGACAACAUUUGUGACAGUCGCGCUAUUGCAAUUUUAUUUUGCACUAACUUGCUCGCUCGCUAACUAACUGAUAACUAACAUAACUAACUAACUAACUUGAAACUAACUAACUGAUAACUAAUACACUUGUAACUAACUUGUAACUAACUAACAACUAACUGACUUAAUAUUUUAUAUUAUUUAACAUUUAUUUAUCCAAUAAAGAUUAAAUAAUUAAGAACAAAUUAUUAUUUACAAUGACGGCCUGGGUAACUAACUAACUAACUGGUUUGUCUGUCCCCCAGGUCUGAGACAUGGUCUAGGCCAGUAACUAACUGGUUUGUCUGUCCCCCAGGUCUGAGACAUGGUCUAGGCCAGUAACUAACUGGUUUGUCUGUCCCCCAGGUCUGAGACAUGGUCUAGGCCAGUAACUAACUGGUUUGUCUGUCCCCCAGGUCUGAGACAUGGUCUAGGCCAGUAACUAACUGGUUUGUCUGUCCCCCAGGUCUGAGACAUGGUCUAGGCCAGUAACUAACUGGUUUGUCUGUCCCCCAGGUCUGAGACAUGGUCUAGGCCAGUAACUAACUGGUCUUGUCUGUCCCCCAGGACUGAGACAUGGUCUAGGCCAGUAACUAACUGGUUUGUCUGUCCCCCAGGUCUGAGACAUGGUCUAGGCCAGUAACUAACUGGUUUGUCUGUCCCCCAGGUCUGAGACAUGGUCUAGGCCAGUAACUAACUGGUUUGUCUGUCCCCCAGGUCUGAGACAUGGUCUAGGCCAGUAACUAACUGGUUUGUCUGUCCCCCAGGUCUGAGACAUGGUCUAGGCCAGUAACUAACUGGUUUGUCUGUCCCCCAGGUCUGAGACAUGGUCUAGGCCAGUAACUAACUGGUCUGGUCUGUCCCCCAGGUCUGAGACAUGGUCUAGGCCAGUAACUAACUGGUUUGUCUGUCCCCCAGGUCUGAGACAUGGUCUAGGCCAGUAACUAACUGGUUUGUCUGUCCCCCAGGACUGAGACAUGGUCUAGGCCAGCUGACGUUCAGUGAUGGGACGUGUUACACGGGUCAGUUCGAGAACGGACUCUUCAACGGCUGUGGGAUGCUGGUCUUCCCUGAUGGUUCCAGGUAACAAUGUCUCACCAUUCCCAUUUCACCUUUGACCCUGCUAAUGACAUUACAACUGUCUGAUGUCUAAAAUGACACCCUAUUCCCCAUUAUAGCACACUUCUUUUGACUGAUGCCCUGAAUCGUAUGGCGAAGGCAAAGUGGUGCACUGUAGAGUCAUUAGAUAUUUCCCCUGAUCAUUUUCUUAAUGUGUGUAACUGGAAAAUACUUGAAUUCCUUACCACUUGCAUGUGAUUUUGCAAACAGAUGUUCUCUUAGUGUUGUCAUUUUAGACGCAACAGGCAACGCUUUUCUCUAGAUCCAACUCUACGCCGAUGUCUACGCCUUUCCCCCUUCUGAUAACCAGGUGGUGAAUCGCAUCUCUGCAUGUCUGGCAGACAUAUCAGUAUGGAUGACGGAUCACCACCUCAAGCUGAACCCUGGCAAGACGGAGCUGCUCUUCCUCCCGGGGAAGGACUGCCCGUUCCAUGAUCUCGCCAUCACGGUAGACAACUCCGCUGUGUCCUCCUCCCAGAGUGCGAAGAGCCUAGGCGUGACCCUGGACAACACCCUGUCGUUCUCCGCCAACAUCAAGGCGGUGACCCGCUCCUGCAGGUUCAUGCUCUACAACAUUCGGAGAGUGCGACCCUGCCUUACACAGGAAGCGGCGCAGGUCCUGGUCCAGGCACUUGUCAUCUCCCGUCUGGACUACUGCAACUCGCUGUUGGCUGGGCUCCCUGCCUGUGCCAUUAAACCCCUACAACUCAUCCAGAAUGCCGCAGCCCGUCUGGUGUUCAACCUUCCCAAGUUCUCUCACGUCACCCCCCCCUCCUCCGCACACUCCACUGGCUUCCAAUUGAAGCUCGCAUCCGCUACAAGACCAUGGUGCUUGCCUUUGGAGCAGUGAGGGGAACGGCACCCCUGUACCUUCAGGCUCUGAUCAGUCCCUACACCCAAACGAGGACAUUGCGUUCAUCCACCUCUGGCCUGCUGGCUCCCCUUCCUCUGCGGAAGCACAGCUCCCGCUCAGCCCAGUCAAAACUGUUCGCUGCUCUGGCACCCCAAUGGUGGAACAAGCUCCCUCACGACGCCAGGACAGCGGAGUCACUCACCACCUUCCGGAGACAUUUGAAACCCCACCUCUUUAAGGAAUACCUGGGAUAGGCUAAAGUAUUCCUUCUAACCCCCCCCCCCCCAAAUUGUAAAGUAGUCCAUUUGGACGCAAUGUUGUUGCUUGCAACAUAUUUAGACCAAAAGUACAUUUGGACGCAAUUUCUGUUGCUUGCAACAUAAUUAGAACAAACCUCCUUAACCUUGAGAGAAAAGCCUGAUCGAGACAAUUAAGUGUAAAUUGCUUUAACAAGGAUCACGGCAACGUCACGCACUGCGCAGCUAAAGUAAAACAUAUUGUUGCACAAAUGACUUUUUGUGCUACAUAUUGUAUUCCGUGUCACAGAGCACGUAGCAGCCCUGGGUUGUGAGAACAGGAGAUUGGAUCAUUCCAUCAAUGAAGAUUCUACCCACCUCAGGUCAAGGUUCUCUGUGACAGCGUUCUGUGUUCUGACAGCGUUCUGUUAUUGUUAGAGACCUCCUGGUGACAUCUCUCAGCUGAAUUAUACCUAUAAAAUGACAGCAUAGCUCACUAAAUAGUUAUGCACCAGACAUACAUUUUUGAGAAUCCACUCAAAACAAACAAGACAAUCAGUGUGCAGAAACAAACUCCUUGACAUUGGGGUCGGGUUCAUUAUAGUACGCCAUGAAAAACACUUUUAAACGCUUUGCAACAGAAAACUAAAAUCAGAAUUCAGAAUCACCUUUAUUCGCAAAGUACAUUUACACAUACUCAGAAUUGUACUUGGUGAUAUGGUGCUGCUAGUGAAAGACAACAUUUAGAGACAGAAUACAGACAAUGGAGUUUAAACAAAGUUUACAUACAUUAUAUACAACUAGGCAGAGUGAGCAUAGAGCUAUAAGAGGAUUAGCAGAUAUACAAAUACACAGUGGGUAUACGGUUGAUACACAGUGGGUAUAUGGUUGAUACACAGUGGGUAUACGGUUGAUACACAGUGGGUAUACGGUUGAUACACAGUGGGUAUACGGUUGAUACACAGUGGGUAUACGGUUGAUACACAGUGGGUAUACGGUUGAUACACAGUGGGUAUACGGUUGAUACACAGUGGGUAUACGGUUGAGACAGAGUAGGUAUACGGUUGAUACACAGUGGGUAUACGGUUGAUACACAGUGGGUAUACGGUUGAUACACAGUAGGUAUACGUUUGAUACACAGUAGGUAUACGGUUGAUACACAGUAAGUAUACGGUUGAUACACAGUGGGUAUACGGUUGAUACACAGUGGGUAUACGGUUGAUACACAGUGGGUAAACGGUUGAUACACAGUGGGUAUACGGUUGAUACACAGUGGGUAUACGGUUGAUACACAGUGGGUAAACGGUUGAUACACAGUGGGUAUACGGUUGAUACACAGUGGGUAUACGGUUGAUACACAGUGGGUAUACGGUUGAUACACAGUGGGUAUACGGUUGAUACACAGUGGGUAAACGGUUGAUACACAGUGGGUAAACGGUUGAUACACAGUGGGUAUACGGUUGAUACACAGUGGGUAAACGGUUGAUACACAGUGGGUAUACGGUUGAUACACAGUGGGUAUACGGUUGAUACACAGUGGGUAAACGGUUGAUACACAGUGGGUAAACGGUUGAUACACAGUGGGUAAACGGUUGAUACACAGUGGGUAUACGGUUGAUAGACAGUAGGUAUACGGUUGAUAGUGGGUAUACGGUUGAUAGACAGUGGGUAUACGGUUGAUACACAGUAGGUAUACGGUUGAUACACAGUAGGUAUAUGGUUGAUACACAGGGGGUAUACGGUUGAUACACAGUGGGUAUACGGUUGAUACACAGUAGGUAUCCAGUUGAUACACAGUGGGUAUAUGGUUGAUACACAGUGGGUAUACGGUUGAUACACAGUGAAUGUACAAAUGUAUAGUAUCAGUAUGAAUGUCUAAAUGCAGAUAUGAAGAGAGUGCAAUGCAGUAUAGUGCAGUUAUUUAGUGUACAGUUCAGAGAUGGCUUGAUGUGGUGUGCAGCAUAGAGUGCAUAGUCCUUUAGUCUCUAUGGGCCAGAUGGCCGGUUGGUGAGGGCCACAGGCCGGGGGAAGAAACUUUUCAUGUGGCAGGAGGUUUUGGUCAUGAGUGAUCUGAACCGCCUGCCAGAUGUGAAUUUUUGGAGGAGGGGGUGACCGGGGUGGGAGGGGUAGGCAAUCUUUCCUGCACGCUCCCUUGCCCUGGAGACGUGCAGGACCUCGAUGAAGGGCAGGUGGCAGCCGAUGACCCUCUCUGCAGACCGGAAAAUGCUUUGCAGUUUGACCUUGCAGCGGGCAGAAGCAGGCCCCAACCGGACGGUGAUGGAGGAGGUGAGGAUGGGCUCAACGAUUGAUGCGUAAAACCGGAUCAGGAUUGACUGGGAGAUGUCGUUUUUUCAGCUGCCGCAAGUAGUACAUCUGCUGCUGUGUCUUCUUGGUGACCUCUGUGAUGUUGUCCUGGGAGAUGAUGGUCCCCAGGUAUCUGAACGAUUCAGCCGUGCUAACAGCUGAGCCAUCAAUCUCAAAGCGGAGAGAUGGUGGGGCGUUUUCUAAAGUCAACCACCAUUUUCACGGUUUUGUCUGUGUUGAGUUCCAGGUUAUUGCGACUGCACCGGGCCACUAGCCGGUCGACCUCUCCAAGGUACAUGGACUCAUCGCCUUCGGUGAUGAGACCGACCAGAGUGGUGUCAUCUGCAAGUUUGAGUAGUUUGACAGAUGCGUUGUUGGAGGUGCAGUCAUUGGUGUAGAGUGAGUAGAGACGAGAGCACGCAUCCCUGCGGCGCUCCAGGGCUGAGGGAUAAAGAGUCCGAAAGGUGUAUUUCCAGCUUCACAUGUUGCAUCAUGUUGGACAGGAAGUCAGUGAACAACUGACAGAUGGAGCUGGACACGUUCAGCUGGGAGAGUUUGUCUUGUAACAGUUCUGGGAUGAUGCUAUCGAACGCUGAACUAAAGUCCACAAACAAUAUCAUUGCAUAUGUCUUUGGGUUAUCGAGGUGUUUGAUGAUGUAUUGUAGGCCCACGUUUUGUGAGGUAGCCGAGCGGUUAAGAACGCUGGGCCAGUAACCGAAAGGUCUCUGGUUCAAAUCUCUGAGCCGACUAGGUGAAAAAUCUGUCUAUGUGGCCUUGAGCAAGGCACUUGCACCUGUAAGUUGCUCUGGAUAAGAGUGUCUGCUAAAUGACUAAAAUGUAAAUGUUGACAGCAUUGUCCACAGACCUGAGCCUUUCUUAUUGGACAAACCCAGUUAGUUCCUCCCUGUUUCAGUCUGUUUUCUUCCAUUUGGUGCCUAAUGAACACACCCCACUAUUUUUGCAUCUGUGUGUCUCUUGCAGGUACGAGGGAGAGUUUAUUCAGGGGAAGUUCCAAGGCGCAGGCGUCUUCAGUCGUUUUGACGGGAUGAAGUUCCAAGGAGAGUUCAAGAGUGGAUGUGUGGAGGGAUACGGUAAACAGUAGAAGGUUAGGUUUAGGUUUAAGUUAAUGACAUAAACCUGAACUUGAACUUAAACUUGACCUCCGCAGGUAUGCUGACGUUCGCUGACGGAGGUCCAGAAAGCGGGCGAGGAGGAGGAAGAGGAGGGACGAGCCACGAGGGUCUGUUUGAGAGCGGCCAGCUGGUGGGCAGAGAGGGGUGCCAGGGCACGGUUCAGCGGGCACAGGGGGCAGCUGCCAAGGCACGGGCACUCUCGAUGUGACCUGCAGCUAGGGGGCGCUACUCAGGGAGCAACAACAACAAUAGGGUAGCAUUUCACUAUCAUACUCAUACCCUUCUUUUUCUUCAUUCUGUUCUGUUUCUUUACGGUUAUACUCCUCCAUACACUGAGUGUACAAAACAU
Molecule: messenger RNA, 15105 nt
Organism: Coregonus sp. 'balchen'
Lineage: Eukaryota; Metazoa; Chordata; Actinopteri; Salmoniformes; Salmonidae
Source: the annotation of a GenBank genome assembly